Penicillium antarcticum is the source of this 687-nucleotide messenger RNA. RefSeq lists its product as uncharacterized. Gene Ontology annotation, molecular function: protein binding. The coding region runs from base 1 to 687 and encodes 228 amino acids. The transcript has 2 exons. The record is from RefSeq and is a predicted model, not a curated record. Lineage: Eukaryota; Fungi; Ascomycota; Eurotiomycetes; Eurotiales; Aspergillaceae.
AUGUCUACCUCAGUGCCAAUCACCCUGUCGGCCGAGGCAAUCGACGACCUGAUCUACGACGCUCGCGCCGGCGACCUCGAAGCCCUGAACGAGGAUGUAGCCAACCUAGCCAACCAGCACAGCUGCAACGAGUCCCAGAUCGUGGCCUCGGCCAUCGACCUCGCAGAGCAGAGCGAGGGCGGCUCAGGGUCCUGCGUGCUGCACUUCCCCGCUGCCAAUGGAAACAUCAAAAUCCUCAAUGCCCUUCUUCAAAAACUCUCCGCCGCAGAUGCCGCCCAGCGCUCGGCACUUGUCAACCACCGUAACUACUCUGGUAACACGCCUCUGCACUGGGCUGCGCUGAACACGCACUUGGAAUGUGUCAAGGCUCUUGUUGGAGCUGGAGCUGAUCUUACCGUUAAGAAUGAUGCCGGUCACGAUGCUGUCUUCCUUGCUGAGCGCAAGGCUUGGGAAGCUCUCGAGAAGGAUGCUCAGGAGGGUGAGGGUCAAGGAGAGGGUGAGGAUCAGGAUCAAGAGAUCGAGAUGACUAUUGGCGGUGAAGAGGGUGAAGGCGAGGUUAAGGAUGCUGGCGAGAUGUCUGCGGGCAGACAGGUUGUUGAGUGGUUGCUUGCAUCUGAUGUCGCUGCUAGUCUUGAGAAGGGAGCCACUGAGGGCUCUGCUUCUGGCGAGCGUAGUGCAUCUGCUUGA